CAAGAACUGUUCAUUCUUCUUAUUGGACAGAAUGUCUCGCUCAAUGACGUAAACAAACAGAGAAGAAAAGAUGACGCAGAGAGAGAGAGAGAGAGAGAGAAAGAAAUGUGAGAUGUGAGAUCAUAAAAAGUGAUGUCAUCACGUACACGCAAGGAUCAAUCUUUUUUUUUUUGCAUUAUUCGCAUCGUUGAAUCUUUGAAUAGAAUUUAGGCGUACACGUGCCUAAUAGGAUAUGUACGUGUAUAUAAUACAUUUAAAAGCGAAAGCCUACUAAAUAAUUACAUGUAUAUAUAUAUAUAUAUGUAUGUACGUAUGUAUAUGUAUAUAUAUAUAUAUGUGAAAGCAGGCCAAGUCCACAUUUAGGAUGAAGGCUAUUAAGAAAAAUGGGGCAGUCGUGAUACGAAAAGAGGUCUUAAAGUUUGUACAUAAUAGUAGAUGGUCGACAUACGGAUUGGAGAGUGAAAUAGGACAGAAAUAGAAUUAAAAAGAAAAAAGGAGAAAUAUAUUAAAUACAACGGGACAACCUGACAGUCGAUUGGUUUUGGCGGGAGAUUAUCCCGCCUUUGGCUAAGACAUGUGCGAUUAUAACGUGCUCGAUUGUCACAUGUCACACAUUGAAAAUUAUCAUAUUUGAUAAUACAUAUUUUGAUAAAUUGUCCAAUAGAAAAAAAAGGAAAGAAAAGAAAAGAAAAAGAGAAAAAGAAUUAAAAUAAUCUAUAAAAUAUUUCUAUCUGUAUAUGAUGUGCUCGUGAUGCAUUUGUUAACAUCAAAUUUAUCGAUAUUUAAUCUUUAUCAGGAAAGAUAGAGAAUGUAGAUAUGAAAUUGAUGAAAAUCUAUUCUAUUAAUAAUGGCGUCCUGAGGUAACGUGUGGAAUUUCGUAGAAAGGAAGAUUUUCUCUUUAGUUUUAUUAUAAACGUCGUGAGAAUAUCUUCAAAAAGGAAGGAGUGUGGUGAUAAUGUGCUAUCGUCGAUGAAAAAAGAAAAAAAAAAAAAAGAAAAAGAAAAUUAUGUAUGUAAAUGCAUUAUUAAAUAAAGAAUGGUGAGAUUUAACGCGUUAAUCGUUGAGCAUAAAUCUAUGAGAAUCGUCGUAACUAGGCGUAUCUCAGUUGUUGGAACAACGUUUUUCAACGUACAGUUGUAUUUUUAAUAAAUUCUUGAGACUCAGUCUCGUAAUUUUAUUAUCUUUUCUUUUUUUUCUUCUUCUUUUCAUCUUUUGUGCGUGUACGCGUGUAUUUCGUUCGUUUCUCAUUAGAAAAUAUUUUCUUUCGAGAUUGCAUAUUAUCGAUCGUCACGAAUAUGGAUGACGCGUGGCGAUCAACGUAUUAAUAUGAAAAAGAAGUAUUUGUGAGGCGUGGUGGAUAAUAAUUUUACAUAACAGUGGGGAAUACACGUUUAACAGAAAUAUCAUUCUCCUGGUACCGAAUGAAACUGGUUUGAUCGCUAUUUCUGCACGAGGUGCAGGUGGAGAACAGUGACCUUUCGAAUAGUGUGUCAAGUUCUCAUCGUAUAAAAAAAGAAAUAAGGGAAAAUGUCAAAUGAUGUAUAUACAGAUAUAUGGUACGAUGUUAUUCCACUUCACCAUAGGCCAGAAUUAGUUAAAGAAUGUUGUAAAUUGCUCAAUACAGAAUGGCCAAGAAGUGAAACAGCUCGACUAAAGUCUUUGAAGGUAUCUUGCGACGAGUUUCCUACAUGUUUGGUUUUAUUAGAUAGAGAAAGUCGAGUUCUUGGCCAUUGUAAAGUAUCUUUGAUACCUAAAGUACGUCAUAGCUGUUACAUUGAAUCAGUUGUAGUCGAUUACAAGUCCAGAGCUCAAGGAUUGGGAUCUAGAUUGUUACGUGGGACGGAAGAAUACGUGGCAAGGAAAGGUUUCAAAACAGUAUACUUGAUAACAAAAGAUGCUAAUCCUACGGCAGAACAGAAAAAUGUGCUUCUACUUUUGGCUGAUGAUGCUGGGUUUGAAAUGAGAUCGUACUUAAAUAAAAUUUGUCAAUCACCCAAUUUAGAUUCCUUAGCAAAAGAAAGUUUGCUAUUUAAUAAUGCAUAUACUUCAGUUAGCAGCUGUUCUCCUAGUCGUGCUGCAUUAUUAACUGGUUUACCAAGUCAUGAAAAUGGAAUGUAUGGACUGCACCAUGGGGUUCAUCAUUUUAAUUCAUUUAAUAAUAUUGAAAGUUUGCCAAAAAUAUUACAAAAAAAUAAUAUUAGAACAGGUAUAAUUGGUAAAAAACAUGUAGGUCCAGGAAAUGUAUAUCCAUUUGAUUUCUCAUAUACAGAAGAGAAUAAUGAUAUAUUACAAGUAGGACGUAAUAUUACAAAAAUUAAACUUUUAGUUAGAGAGUUUCUUUCACAGAAUAAAACGCAACCAUUUUUCUUAUAUAUUGCUUUUCAUGAUCCACAUCGAUGUGGUCAUACACAUCCACAAUAUGGCAAUUUCUGUGAAAAGUUUGGUAAUGGAGAUAUUGGAAUGGGUACAAUUCCUGAUUGGCAUCCAAUAUAUUAUCAGUGGGAUCAGGUAAAAGUACCAUAUUUUGUACAAGAUACUGAAGCUGCUAGGAGAGAUAUUGCUGCACAAUACACAACAAUUUCUCGUUUAGAUCAAGGCGUAGGCUUGGUUUUAAAUGAGCUUAAAGAUGCAGGUUUUAAAGAUAAUACUUUAAUACUUUAUACAUCUGAUAAUGGGAUUCCAUUUCCUAAUGGUCGUACUAAUCUAUAUGAUUCUGGUAUGGCAGAACCUAUGAUGAUUUCAUCACCAAUCCAUAAAGAACGAAGAAAUCAAGUAACAUAUGCUAUGACAUCUCUACUGGAUGUAGUACCUACUUUGUUAGACUGGUAUAAUAUAUCUUAUACAAAUGAAGCAUUGAAUAAAAAUGAAGUUUUUCUACCAAACCUUACAGGCAGAUCUCUUCUUCCACUCCUUGUUAAAGAGUCACAGGAGGAGAGAUCAAUUUUUGCUAGUCAAACUCAUCAUGAAGUUACUAUGUAUUAUCCUAUGCGUGUGAUUAGAACUAAACGCUAUAAAUUGAUACAUAAUUUAAAUUAUAAAAUGCCCUUUCCAAUCGAUCAAGAUUUAUAUGUAUCUCCAACUUUUGAGGAUCUUUUAAACAGAACAUAUAACAAACAACCUCUUCCAUGGUAUAAAACAUUAAAGUCAUAUUAUCAAAGACCAGAAUGGGAAUUGUAUAAUUUAAAAUAUGAUCCUGAAGAAAGGAACAAUAUAUUUUCGAAGCCAUCGAUGAAGGGCAUAGUGACUGAUUUACAAAAACAAUUGUUCAAUUGGCAAAAUGUUACUAAUGAUCCAUGGUUAUGUGUUCCACAUGGAGUCUUACAAAAUACUGGUGAUCAUAUAAAUAAUCCACAGUGUAUGCCCUUAUAUAAUAUAGAUUAGAAGAUAUGAUCUUUUUUUUUUACUCAUUAAUUUUGUUACGUCCUAAAUAAUAUAAUCUGGUGGUAAAAGUU
Vespa crabro (European hornet) is the source of this 3452-nucleotide messenger RNA. RefSeq names its product N-sulphoglucosamine sulphohydrolase (gene Sgsh). Gene Ontology annotation, biological process: glycosaminoglycan catabolic process; heparan sulfate proteoglycan catabolic process. The record is from RefSeq and is a predicted model, not a curated record. The coding region runs from base 1528 to 3381 and encodes 617 amino acids. The transcript is spliced from 14 exons. Gene Ontology annotation, molecular function: acyltransferase activity, transferring groups other than amino-acyl groups; N-sulfoglucosamine sulfohydrolase activity. NCBI's taxonomy places the organism in Eukaryota, Metazoa, Arthropoda, Insecta, Hymenoptera, Vespidae.